Messenger RNA from Solea solea (common sole), 2964 nucleotides. RefSeq names its product inter-alpha-trypsin inhibitor heavy chain 5 (gene itih5). The record is from RefSeq and is a predicted model, not a curated record. Lineage: Eukaryota; Metazoa; Chordata; Actinopteri; Pleuronectiformes; Soleidae. Gene Ontology annotation, biological process: hyaluronan metabolic process. The coding region runs from base 1 to 2964 and encodes 987 amino acids. Gene Ontology annotation, molecular function: serine-type endopeptidase inhibitor activity. The transcript is spliced from 14 exons.
AUGAAGAUGAAGAUGAAGAUGAUGAUGAUGAUGAUGAUGAUGAUGAUGGGCUGUGCUGCUCAGGAACAGCUGCAGAAGGAUGAGGACAUGGAUCCAGACGUGUCAGAAUUUGAUUUAAACUUUGCUCCUCCCAGAAUUCCACGACAGGUGAAAACAAUCUUAACAAAGGAGACCAAACCUCACAUCCAGGAACUGUCCAUCAGAACCACCAUCAUCUCUCGUUACGCCUUCACGGCCGUUUACUGCGUCAUGUUGAACCGUCACAGCGUCGCCGCUGACGCCACCUUUCACUUCCACAUUCCUGCUGAUGCUUUUGUCUCCAACUUCACCAUGAUCAUUGGUGGGCGUGUCUACCAGAGUGAGGUCAGGCCAAGGGAGAAGAAGGUCAAGCAGAACAAAAGCAAAAACAAAGAGUCAGGUGAUGCAAGUCCUCAGUUGGACGCACAGGUCUUCAGAGCGCUCGUGAACAUUCCCGGUAGAAACCGAGCCGUGUUCUUGCUCACGUACGAGCAGCUGCUGCGUCGCCGUCUGGGUCGAUAUGAACAUGUGACCAGUCUGCGGCCGCUGCAGCUCGUCAGCCGCUUGAGUCUGGACAUCACCAUCGUGGACCAGUCCAUGAUCCGGGACCUGGAGGUUCUACUGCUCCGUAACGGAGCUAGUGCUCAGAAGAUCUCAGUCAAACCUGAGACUCCCGUCGCCACGGAGAUCAGCAACGAGAAGAACGUCUGCAGAAUCACCUUCAGCCCCAACAUCGUCCAACAGGCCAAGAUCAGCACCAGCGGCAUGCUGGGAGAUUUCCUGGUUCGCUACGACGUCCAGAGAGACAUGGGGAUCGGAGACAUUCAGGUGUUGAACGGCCAUUUUGUUCACUACUUUGCUCCCAAAGAUCUUCCUGUCGUUCCUAAGAACGUGGUGUUUGUGAUCGACACCAGCGCCUCCAUGCUAGGGAAGAAGAUCCGACAGACUAAAGACGCUCUCUUCACCAUCCUGAAAGACCUGCGUCCAGAAGAUCACUUUAACUUCAUCAGCUUCUCCAGCAAAGUCAAAGUGUGGCAGCCCGGGCGUCUGGUUCCCGUCACGCCGCUCACCGUCAGAGACGCCAAGAAGUUCAUAUUCACGCUGGUUCCUUCAGGAGGUACGAACAUCGAUGGAGCGAUCCAGACCGGCUCCUCUCUGCUGGGUGAUUAUCUCUCAGGUUCUGACUCGGGUCCAAACAGCGUCUCGCUCAUCAUCUUCUUGACGGACGGACGGCCGACUGUCGGGGAAGUCCAGUCAACUGCGAUCUUAGGCAGAACCCGCUCCGCCGUGCGGGAGAACUUCUGCAUCUUCACCAUCGGGAUCGGGAACGACGUGGAUUAUCGUCUGCUGGAGCGAAUGGCCGUGGAAAACUGUGGGAUGAUGAGACGCAUCGGCGAGGAGGCCGACGCCAGCGCCAUGCUCAAAGGGUUCUACGAUGAGAUCGGGACGCCCCUGCUCUCUGACAUCAGGAUCAACUACACAGAAGACUCGGUGCAGUACGUCACUCAGCGUCUGUUCAACAACUACUUCAACGGUUCUGAGAUCGUCGUGGCAGGAAAACUCACCGACCGGAGCGUCAAGUCUCUGCACGUCCUCGUCACAGCGAGUAACAACGACAAGGACAUCGUCCUGGAGACAGACGUCCCUCUGAGACGCCAGCAGAUCCAGACCCGGGAGCACGUGACAGCUGCCACCGUGGCGAUGGCCGGUGGUGCGAAGGGCCCAGGGUCAGAGGUCGCACAGAGGUUAGGAGUCGCUCUGGGUUCCAUCGCAGAAGACUUUGUGGAGCGUGUGUGGGGUUUCCUGAGCGUCAAAGAGGGGCUACGCUCGCGGCUGAGAAGCCAGACCAGCAGAGAGAGAGAAGAACAUGUUCAUCAGGCCACAAACCUCUCCAUCACCUACAACUUCCUCACUCCACUCACAGACCUGGUGCUGGAGAAGCCCGAGGUUCUGGCCCACGGCUCCAUGGCUCCAGCUCCAACCGUCAGCUCAACAUCUGGUGAAGCAGAGUCAACGGCCAAUCAGCUUCCAGAUACAGAAGACGCCGCUCUGCAGACGUCCAACACGGAGCCGAGCAGCCACACUUCGUCUCUGAGGAACACAAUCGGUAAAGAAAGAAAAGCAGCAAAGAAAUCGCUCGCAGUCUCCAGAACAUCAGCCGAUGGCGACCCUCACUUCGUGGUGGACUUUCCUCUCAGUAAACUGAGUGUCUGCUUCAACAUCAACGGUGAACCUGGACACGUCCUGCGUCUGCUGUCUGACCACAGACACUCCGGCGUGACAGUGAACGGGAAACUUGUCGGCGCUCCAGCGCCACAGGGCAGCCACAAGCAGCGGCGCACCUACUUCAGCACCAUCACUGUCAUCGUGGAUCGUCCCAAACGCGCCUACAUCGAGGUGAACCCGGAGAGGGUGAUCCUGGACGGCCGAGACCGCCUGGUGCUGCCCUGUCACUCCAGCGUCGAGGUGGACAGCGGAGUUCUGUCGGUGUCUGUCGUCGCACAAUGUAACGUGACGGUGACGGUGGGCGGAGACAUCAGCUUUGUCAUCCUGCUGCAUCACUACAGGAACCCCGCCCCUUAUCAGAGGAACCACCUGGGCUUUUACAUCGGAAACAGCAAAGGACUUUCACACCACUGCCACGGUCUGCUGGGUCAGUUCCUGUAUGAGGAAGUGGGCGUGGCCAAACUUCCUGCACAGGAAGAUGUGAAACCUUCUACAGUUCUGAAGGUCAAAGGUCGUUCGGUGCCUGUGGUUCAGAAGAGCAGACGUAUCUUCAGCGGGACGCAGAGCGUGGACUGUUGGUUCGCCAGAAACAACGCAGCCCAGCUGAUCGACGGAGAGUACGCGGACUACGUGGUGUCGCACAUGUUCCACACUGACACGCCCAUGUUCCACACCGACACGCCCGUGUUCCACACCGAGGGUGAACCUCAGGACUCAUAA